GCUGACAAUUUUGAAAGUUCGCAGUAACGAAAGAUUGCAAGGCCACUAUAAAUACACCUGGAGGCGGCAAAACGGUGCCUCUUUCGCUCGAAAGGGGAGGCCGCCCCUUCCGAAACCCUAAACCCCUCACUGCUAAAACCCUAAGUCACACCCACUGAGCUCCUCUCUCUCUCUCUCAGAGCAGCAGAGUAGCCCACGACGGCAGAAUGGGGAUACCCUCAUUCUACCGGUGGCUGAUCGAACGGUACCCGCUCGCCGUCACCGACGUCAUCGAAGAUCCUCCCACCGUCGUCGACGGCGUUUCCGUUCCAUUAGAUUGUAGUCGACCGAACCCUAACGGCCUUGAGUUCGACAAUCUUUACCUCGACAUGAACGGAAUCAUUCACCCCUGUUUCCACCCCGAAGGCCUGCCUGCGCCUGAGACGUACGAUGAGGUAUUCGAUGCGGUGUUCAAGUACAUAGAUAGAAUUUUCUCGAUAGUAAGACCUCGGAAACUUCUUUAUAUGGCAAUUGAUGGUGUUGCACCCCGUGCUAAGAUGAAUCAACAACGGACAAGACGUUUCAGAGCCGCAAAGGAUGCAGCUGAUGAAGCCGCUAAAAUAGAGAGUGAAAGAGGAGUUCAGGAAUCAGAAGGGCAAGACUUGGAGCGAACUACAAAGCUGGAUUCAAAUGUUAUCACACCUGGAACUGAAUUCAUGUCAUUACUGUCGUCAGCUCUUCAAUAUUACAUACACUUGAGGAUGAACAUGGAUCCUGGGUGGAGGGAUAUCAAGGUCAUUCUUUCUGAUGCCAAUGUUCCUGGUGAGGGAGAGCAUAAGAUAAUGUCUUACAUCCGCUUACAAAGAAAUUUGCCAGGAUUUGAUGCAAACACUACGCAUUGUUUGUAUGGACUGGAUGCAGACUUGAUCAUGCUUGCAUUGGCUACACAUGAAAUCCAUUUCUCUAUUCUGCGAGAGGAUGUGCGCAAGGCGUACACAAAGGAUAGAUGGUCAACAGAUAAGAGGCAGAAAAAAAAGGGGGAGAAUGAGCAAGAGGAGGCGGUUGUAAAGAACAUAGAAGAGUAUAUCACGAGCCUGUACUAUCAGUUUCUCCAUGUCUGGGUACUCAGGGACUAUCUAGUGCACGAUUUGAGUAUACCAGAUCCUACAGUAAUGACAGACUUGGAACGCUUGAUUGAUGAUUUUGUGUUCAUGUGCAUAUUUGUUGGAAACGACUUUCUUCCACACAUACCGUCGUUGGAGAUAUUUGAGGGGGCUAUUGAUCUACUGAUGGUUGUCUACAAGGAGGAGUUUGCCCAUAUGGGCGGUUAUCUAACAAAUUCUUUUGAGGUGAAUUUGGGGCGUGUUGAGCACUUUGUGAAAGCUGUUAGUUCUCAUGAGAAUGCAAUUUUGAGGAAACGUAGUCAGGUCCAAAGAGAACAGAAAAUUCGUUUUGGUGAUUCUUCUAGUUGUCCCGGUGUUAAGAAGGUUCAAAGCUCAACAAACCAUGUAACUGAUGUUGGAAAUCCGGUAAUCGACCAGGUUAAGCUAGGAGAAGAGGGAUGGAAAGAGAGAUAUUAUGCUGAGAAGUUUGAGGCUAAUACGAAUGAUGAUCGUGAGAAAAUUCGUGGACAUUCGGUCCUGAAGUACAUCGAAGGGAUUUGUUGGGUCAUGCAUUAUUACUAUCAAGGAGUAUGCUCUUGGCAAUGGUUCUAUCCCUAUCAUUACGCUCCCUUUGCCUCAGAUUUCUGUGGUCUUGAUCAGUUGGGGAUUCACUUCGUACUUGGGAAACCCUUCAAGCCAUUCGAUCAGUUAAUGGGUGUAUUGCCUGCUGCAAGUGCACAUGCACUUCCUUUCUUCUACCGGAAGUUGAUGACAGAUUCGUCAUCUCCUAUUUUGGACUUCUAUCCUGAGGACUUUGAGCUAGAUAUGAACGGAAAACGUUUUCUUUGGCAGGCUAUUUGCAAAUUGCCAUUUAUUAAGGAGUCCCGCCUCCUCUUGGAAAUUGGAAAGGUGGAGCACACGUUGACGGAAGAGGAAAAACGAAGAAACAGUUUGGGCCUGGACAUACUCUGUAUUCACAAAUCUCAUCCUUUAUCAACGAAGAUCUUUUCUUUUUGGGAGCGCAAUAAAGAUAAUCCGAAGGUGUCUAAGGGUAAAGUCAAACGGAAGAUCAACGCUGAAGUGAGUGGUGGGAUGAAUGGAUACAUAUAUAUUUCGGAUGAACCCGUGUGUCCUUCGGAGAUCAAUCCACCAACUGAUGCCAUGGUGAUGAUCACGGAUAACAAAGUCAUAUCUGUCUUCUAUAAAUUUCCUUGUUUUCACCCUCACAUCCCAAAACCACCGGAAGGAGUAAAUAUGCCUGUGAAGUUUGUCAGAAAGCAGGAUGUUCUACCUCCACCUGUUCUAUGGCAUGAUAGGCGGAGCGUACGUGGACGAAUAUAUUCUGAAAGGCCCAUUCCCAACUCUAUCUCCGGUCGUCGUCUUGAAAAAUUGGCACAUCGGCUUGUUUGCAAGUAUUAUCUUGCAAAGGAACCAGGAAGCCAAGGAUCCAUGGAAGUUGGCAGUGAUAUAGUUGUGGAUGCCAUGGCGUGCCAGCCGAACUUGAAAGUUACAGUUAGUAGGAAGGAACAAGAUGCAGGUGGCGAACACUUCAUUGUUGUUGAACGGACUAACAAGAAACGGAAACGAGGCGGCGACUCACAAAAAUCUGCAAGUAUUGGUGUGGAUGAUCUAGCUUCCCAAUCAAACGUGAAAGCAGCAGUUAGUGGGAAGGAACUAGAUGCAGGCACUGGAAACUGCAUUGUUGUUGAACAGGUAAAAAAGAAACGGAAACAAGAUAGUGUCUCACGCAAAAAUAGAAAUAAAAGGUGGAGAAUUAACCAGGCCAAGCGGCAGCAGGCACUUGCCAAUGGAAUAGCUCCUUUGGAGCCUGCCUUGAUUUGAAAGAGUCAAAUCUCAUCCUCCUCAGUUUACACUGGGGCCCCUCAAUAGUGGCUCUCAUGUUAGAGGAAGACUUGCAGAUGCAAUUCUGUCGACUGAUAAUGCUGUGAGCCACAAUAAAUGUUGGUGAUUUAUAGUGAUUGGAUGGUUACCAUUACCAACAGAGCAGAAAGAAGCAGAGCCAAGGUUAUCGCGGCAUCCCUGAUAGGUCAAGAGAUAAAAAUCAAACAAAUUAGAUUUUGGUAAGUUAUAGUUGCAGCACCUGCGAAGCUAUGAGGCAAAGUGCUGUGAGCGUUGUGUUGUAUUAUGUAGUUGAAACCCGCAGAGGUUCGGUUGGUUCUCCCUCUGAAUUUUGUUCUUAGUUCUUUUCUUUUUAUUAGUAAUAUUUUCUUGUAGACGUGACAUUACUGUGCAUUGCCGCAGUUUUGAGGUUAUGAAUAUGCGAUUUAUUUUAAAAUCUAAUUGAUUUGAGUA
Molecule: messenger RNA, 3395 nt
Organism: Rhododendron vialii
Lineage: Eukaryota; Viridiplantae; Streptophyta; Magnoliopsida; Ericales; Ericaceae
Product: 5'-3' exoribonuclease 3-like
Exons: 22
Coding region: 207-2924 (905 amino acids)
Biological process (GO): nuclear-transcribed mRNA catabolic process
Cellular component (GO): nucleus
Molecular function (GO): RNA binding; 5'-3' RNA exonuclease activity
Source: RefSeq, a predicted model, not a curated record